GGUCUUGCCAACACCAGUGUGAAGCUCUGAAACCUCUCUAAUGGCGCUCCUCAUCCCUUCACCUAUCAAGCUCAUCGCCGCCACCCUCGCCACCAACCCCCGCCAUCGCUUUCCACCAAACCCUAACCUCAUCUCUCAACCUCCAAAACCCUUCCUUUCCUCCUUCCCAUCCUUCUCCUCCUGCAUCCCCAUCAAACCCCUCUUUAACUCCUCUAUCUCCUCCAAAUUCACCGAAGUCUCCGACAUCACCGACUUCGCCGCAGUCUCCGAUGACCUCGACGACGACGAAGCCCUCGCCAGCUCGCCGUGGGAGGGUGCUAUCGUGUACCGCCGGGACGCAUCGGUGACCCAUCUCGAGUUCGCCACAACCCUAGAAAGGCUCGGCCUCACCAAGCUCUCCACUGCCCUUUCAAGGUCCCGCGCCUCAACAAUGGGCAUCCGGCUCCCUUCCCGGAAACCCGGUGGCUCGUCCGCCGCCGCCGCCGGCGAUGACGGAACUCCGGUUCUCAUCUCGAUCGAUGUCACGAGGAGGAAGCGCAAGCUGAAGCUCGAUGGGAUCGUUCGCACUGUCAUCACUCUCGGAUGCAACAGGUGUGCUGAUCCGGCUGCGGAGACUGUGUUUAAGAAUUUCACUCUUUUGCUAACUGAAGAUCCAGUCGAGGAAUCUGAAGAAAUUAACUUAGGUGUCAUAUAUGGAGAAGACAAAGGCAAACCCUCGACAGGAAGUGGCAAUGAAGAGGGAGAAGACGAUGAGAAACAAAUAGACAUAGAUGACAGGCUUCACUUUCCAUCUGAAGAAAAGGAAAUCGAUAUUUCAAAACACAUCAGGGACAUUGUGCAUGUUGAGAUAACAAUAACUGCAAUAUGUGAUGCAAGCUGCAAGGGAUUAUGCCUACAAUGCGGAGUAAAUCUAAACAGAAAGGCUUGUACUUGCAGCAAGAAGAAUGCAGAAGAGAAACAGUAUGGACCACUUAAGGACCUCGGAAAGCAAAUGCAAAGGAGAUGAUCUAUAUAUUGGCGCAUCAAAUUAGGUUUGUCGACCAAUUUCAUCAGAAUCAUCGAUAUAGUUCUGAUGUGAAGGUAUCAAAGAGUAAGAAGAGCAGAGAUAAAGGAUGCGUCAUCUAUUCAUGUAUGUUGCCCUUCACCGGAGUUCAUUGUUCAUAUUCGUUUGUUACUGCAGUUAUUAUUGUUCUUCUUUUGGGUUUGUUGUUCCUAUUUUGUUUGACGGUAUGCUGAAACAGUGAAUCACUAAUUGUAACACAAGGGUGUUCAAUAUAUUCAUUUGCAGGAUCUUGGCAUCUUGCCUGAUCAUUUUGCAGAAA
Molecule: messenger RNA, 1322 nt
Organism: Dioscorea cayenensis subsp. rotundata (Guinea yam)
Lineage: Eukaryota; Viridiplantae; Streptophyta; Magnoliopsida; Dioscoreales; Dioscoreaceae
Product: large ribosomal RNA subunit accumulation protein YCED homolog 1, chloroplastic
Exons: 2
Coding region: 41-1006 (321 amino acids)
Source: RefSeq, a predicted model, not a curated record